AUGUUUGUGUUUCCAGCCUUUGAUAGUAACUAUAAAACCAGAAAGAGAGUGUUUCGAUGUUGCGAAAGGUGUAGGGUGAAAAGAGUCAAGUGUCUGUUUGUGGAGGGCUCCGAUGGAUGCGCCAAUUGCAUAAAGAGUAAGAGUGGGUGUUCAUUAGUCAAGGCAAAAGCGGAUGAAAUUGCUAAGUCUAAAACGCCUGAGCCUUCAAUUGUAGAGCAGCAGCAAGAGGCCCAGGUAGGCCAACAGCUUACACAAUCGCAGCUUCAGUUUCCAUAUGCACCAAGUGAUAUUGUAGAUGUCCGAAUGAUUACUCCAUACUUUCUUAAGAAACAGUUUAAUUUUAAUGUAUCGGGUAUGCUGGAGGAACGGGCAUAUCAAUAUGUGUUCCAUGAUCACCCCAAGGUGGUAAUAAAUGACAAAAUUAGCGAUAAGACGUAUUGGCAUGAAUCAGGAAUCCAUGUUGGCUAUAAGGAUAAGCUCUCCGGAAAUGAAAAGAAUCAACCCAGAGAUGAUUCGAAUGUUAGAUCGUUGCACAGUUCGACUAGUGUUUCCAUUAAAUUAUCUAAUUCCCACCAUAUAAGAGAUAAGAGGACUUAUGAUUACUUGGCUUCGAUAAAUGCAUUCUCUUUAACUUCUGGAACUUAUGCGCUCACGCCAGUGGAAGUUAGACAGUUGAUCGACAUUUACUUCACCAAGAUAAACUCUGUGUUCCCAAUUAUGAACCCGCUGUCCUUUUGGGAAGAGUACUAUGCUGAUCUCUUACCAAGCAUUUGUCUCUAUGCAUUGAUUUUGGCUAUCCUGAAGGAUAGCUCUGCAAGCACGAUUUUAUCAGCAAUGUUCGUAAGAAAUGGGCUCCUUCUGAUGCCAGGCAGUCUGUAUGACGCUGUUUACAUUGAUUACAUUGGAGACCUUGAAAAUAAAAUUAGACAACUCUUGUUGGUUCUUCCGCAAUUGGGUGACUAUGAUAAAUUGACGAGAUUGGCAACUACUUUACUUCUCUCUUUGCACUUCGGAUAUGAUAGAUUUGGUAAUGAGCAAGCCUCACACGAUCUUACUGACGCUAUUAACUUGGCCUUUCUGAUGGGAAUCCACAUGAAGCGUCAGUUACUGGAAUUGGAAGCGGAGAAAAUUUCCCAUUUAAAUAACUUGUGGUGGAUCUGUUUCAUAUUCGAUAGAUUUAAUGCUUUAAUUAACUGCAGAUCGAUCUUCAUUAGACAAAAAGACUUCAAUAUUGAUCUCCCGAAAAAUAUCAAUUUAAUGAAAUUGACUCAAGUAGCCAAAUCUUUAGAAAAUAUGUUGGAAGACAUUUAUAGACCUUUCAAAAGAGAAACAGUGAAGCCCAGAAAUGAAGUAUAUAACAUGGAUGAAUUCAAAGAAAAUGAGUUUCGUCUCUGUGAGGAAGAAAAGGUGGAACCUAACAAUGAAGGAGUUGAGACGUACAUGGCAUCAACUGUUCAUUUAUUAACAAGACUAGUGAAUAACGUAAUCAUCUUAGCAUCUCAAAAAUCUAAGUAUGACAACAAACAUAUUCCGAAUAGUAUCCCUGAUUCGAUAGCAUUCCAGGCGUCGCAAAAUAUCUUAUGGUAUAUUAACCACCAGGAGCCUAGUUUGAUGAUGAAUAUCCCCAUUUUGCCCUGGUGUCUUUCAUUGGCCAUGGCAGUUUCUUUAAAACGAAAGGCCAAGAGUAUUUUACGGAGGAGCGACGGGAACGGACUUGAAAAGGAGACAUUUGAAUAUCCCGCUAGCACCCCUGCUUCAUAUGUGUACCAACUACAUGACUUUUUUGCAGCGUUGGAGAAAUAUUCUAGCAAAUGGUGGAUUGUGGAUGAAAUUUGUAAGCUUUCCAGGGAUUUUGAAGAGAAACUUAUACGAAAGACAAGAGGUGGUGGGGGAAAACUGAAGCACAAGAUAGGUGUUGAAAACUUGGAAGUACAAAAUAAGAAAAUAAGGAUGGAUGAAGGUGAGACUAACUUUGAUGCUGCUUCUCUACAAGAUGGCGCUCUUUCAGGGCAGACGACCUCCGAGCAGUUUGUCGAGCAAACUCAAAACCAGCCGACAAUAGAUAACUCAAGUAUAAGCUUGUCACGGAUUCCCACCAUGGAUUUUAAUACUCUUUCCUAUGACGAUUACUUUGGUUCUUUGCAAAUGGACUUGUUUGACAACGGGGUUUUCAUGGGACUCCCAGAUGUCUUGAGUACUCCACACUCCAGUGCUCUGCAAGAGCUGCCACUGUUAUAG
Messenger RNA from Dujonia railenensis, 2238 nucleotides. NCBI's taxonomy places the organism in Eukaryota, Fungi, Ascomycota, Pichiomycetes, Serinales, Debaryomycetaceae. The record is from the annotation of a GenBank genome assembly.